GAUGGCAAGUCGUAAACAGUCAGCCAGUCACAAUCCAUAUUAUCGUACUCAUUUCGUUCGGCUUUUUUGCGACGCUCAUUUUCGUCAUAUGACAGAUUCAGAAUAAAUCUGUCUUUUUACUAUGGAGCUCUCGAGUUAGCUUAGCUCCGUAGCUACGAACAAAGCGGCGCGUGUGUUAGCGAUGUCUUGCUAAAUCAGAGCGCAAAUGUGAAUGUAAACCGUUGUGAUUAUCGUGUGCAAGAAUGAUAGAGUACUAGGAGGCAAAAGAGGAGAACGAGCGACAACGUCAACUACUGGACGCAGUUUUCAUGACGCACAGAGCAGCUAUCAGGGAAGAAGACCUUAAUGCUGAGCAGCAACAGCGGCACUUGAGCGUGGAAGAGGAGGAACCAGAACUCCCUCAUGUUAAAGAGGAAGCGGAGGAGGCUGAUAUCAGCAGGUUUCCAGUGAUCCAUGUCAUUGUGAAGAGUGAGGAUGAUGAAGACGAGCCUCACUCUUCACAGCUUCAUCACAGUCAAAGUGAGAAGAGACGAUCCCAAGCAGACAGCCACUUAGCUCCAUCAUCAGUGAGCGACGACACUUUGUCACGCUCUCCUGACACUGACGAUGAACACUCUAAAGGUGACAAACACUUGACAUGUUCUCAGUGUGAUAAGACUUUCAUCAACAAGUCAACAUUGGAAAGACACAUGAGAUGUCACACAGGAGAGAAACCUUUCAUGUGCUCGCUUUGCGGUAAAGGUUUCACACAGAAAGGAAGCCUGACAACGCACACAAGGACACACACCGGAGAAAAAACACAUUCCUGCUCAGUCUGCGACAGAAGUUUUAACGAUAGUUCAGCUUUGGCUCGACACAUGACAACACACACUGGGGAGAAACCUUUUACCUGCUUGUUCUGUGCUAAAAGGUUCUCAAUAAAGGGGAAUUUUGUAGCACACACUAGGACUCACACUGGAGAGAAGCCAUAUUCCUGCUCGGUCUGCAACGCAAGUUUUCGUGUUCGUUCAGGUUUGGUUCAACACAUGAGAACGCACACUGGGGAGAAACCUUUCGCCUGCUCAGUUUGCGGUCAAAGAUUCUCACAAAAGGCGACUUUGAGAGAACACAUGAGAUCACACAGCGGAGAAAAACCUUUUUCAUGUUCAGUCUGCAGCACAAGUUUUAGUUACCAUACGUCAUUCAUUCAGCACAUGAAAAAACACUCUAAUGAGAGUGUUUAGCUAUAGUGUGUCUGAUUAAAAACUUCCAGGACUGAUUUAUAAAGUUGAACCCAGAGGAUGCAUUUACAUUGUGUGUGGUUUGCUAUGAUGAUAUGCUGUUAAGCCCGGUACACACCUAAAGACAAUCAGUCUGUUUUUGUGCCGAUUUUGCCCCUUUCCAACCGAGCACGCCAAAUGCCAGAUAAUCGUAUGUCUUGUCUUCUAAGAUUAUCCAAUAAGAGUGUCCUUUGGUCUGAGGUGUGUUAAGAGUGGAUUUUUUUCUGAUUCUAGGGUCUGAAACAGAUCGGGGCCAUCCAUCCAUUUUCUACCGCUUAUCUGAGGUCGGGUCGCGGGGGCAGUAGCUUUAGCAGGGACGCCCAGACUUCCCUCUCCCCAGCCACUUCUUCCAGCUCUUCCGGGGGGAUUCCGAGGCGUUCCCAGGCCAGCCGAAAGACGUAGUCUCUCCAGCGUGUCCUGGGUCGUCCCCGGGGUCUCUUCCCGGUGGGACGUGCCCGGAACACCUCACCGGAGAGGCGUCCGGGAGGCAUCCGAAUCAGAUGCCCCAGCCACCUCAUCUGGCUCCUCUCAAUGCGGAGGAGCAACAGCUCUACUCUGAGCCCCUCCCGGAUGACCGAGCUUCUCACCCUAUUGCUAAGGGAGAGCCCGGACACCCUGCGGAGGAAACUCAUUUUGGCCGCUUGUAUCCGGGAUCUUGUUCUUUCGGUCACGACCCACAGCUCGUGACCAUAGGUGAGGGUAGGAACGUAGAUCGACCGGUAAAUUGAGAGCUUCGCCUUUCGGCUUAGCUCCUUCUUCACCACAACGGAUCGAUACAAAUUCCGCAUCACUACAGAUGCUGUACCGAUCCGUCUGUCGAUCUCACGUUCCAUUCUUCCCUCACUCGUGAACUAGACCCCAAGAUACUUGAACUCCUCCACUUGGGGCAGCAUGACAUCCCCUACCUGGACAGGGCACGCCACCCUUUCCGACUGAGGACCAUGGUCUCAGAUUUGGACGUGCUGAUUCUCAUCCCGACCGCUUCACACUCGGCUGUGAACUGCUUCAGUGAGAUCGGGGCCGACAAUCUUAAAUAAUGAGCGUGUCACAUCUCCCAAGUCAUGAUGCCGAGAAUUGUGACGUGAACCGGAAUGUAGCCAAUCAAAGAAGUGUCCUAUGCUGAUGAACACGGAAAUUACCGUAAAUUAAAACAAACACGUCUUAGCAGAUUUUGUUUUAUUUUGUAUAAAAGUGAGUUCCCCAGGCGGCAAGAAGUAUUUUCCAAAGCAAGUUUUUUUUUUUUUAAAUCUCUCUACACCACUUCUGCCUCCAUUCCCUUCGGCAUCACUCAGCAAAGAUCUGCGCAUACCCGCAGGUGCCUGACCGUCUUUGUUUUUGUGAGAUCACGUGUGAUCAUGCAAGAUUUCAAAAUCGGUGGUGGAACAGAAUCCUUAUGUGUGUGUUGUUUUGUGUUGAGAGUUUUAGAACACACCACACACAAUACAAUUUAUCUUUAUGUGCGGGGUCUGUGAAAGAUUGAAAAAAAAAAAUCUUUUAAGAUUUGAAAAAUACUUUUGUGUGCACCAGGACUUGUGUGUUAACUGUCUUUUCAGUACAGUACUCAAUUUCCUUUCGCUAAACUAAUGUUUUUGAGUCAACCUGUCCCGGAUUUUUCAUUUGACAUUUAAUCUUCCACAAUCUGGCUUGUUACAUAUGCUGACUCACAUUUGUUUGCUUCAUGUCCGCAUUGCCGAACAAAAGCCAGAAGUACGCUGGCUCUAAAGCAAUAGUGUCAAACUCAAGGCCAGUGGGCCACAUCCGGCCUGCAACAUCACUUUAUGUGGCUCACAUUAGCAAAUAAAGUCAUUAUACUUAAUGUUUUUUUGCUAACUUUAUUUGUUGUUUUCACAGUAUCGCAAUAUCUAUAACCAAAUUGCAAUUUUUAUUAUUAACCAAUUUAGCAUUGUUUUGUUAGUCACUUUAUAACGUUGGCAAAACCAUGGCAACAUGUCGUUACGAUAACAUGUCCAGUGAUUUUAUUCUUGUCAGUAGGAGCACUUUGCAAGUUAAUAAAACAGGCAAACGAUUUGGUCUGCAGAGAAUUUUCAUCCAGUAUACACAGGACUGUGCAAAAGUCUCAGGACACCACUAGCUUUGUUUUUUUAAGCCUUUUUCACAGUAGCCAAUAUGCCUUGUAAAAGGUGAAGUGUGCAUUUUUUCUUUUUUAAACAUGUAAGUCAAUACGAUCCAUUGCAACUGUCCAACACCCAGAAUCAUAUUGGCAC
Molecule: messenger RNA, 3484 nt
Organism: Phycodurus eques (leafy seadragon)
Lineage: Eukaryota; Metazoa; Chordata; Actinopteri; Syngnathiformes; Syngnathidae
Product: gastrula zinc finger protein XlCGF8.2DB-like
Exons: 2
Coding region: 309-1223 (304 amino acids)
Biological process (GO): regulation of transcription by RNA polymerase II
Cellular component (GO): nucleus
Molecular function (GO): DNA-binding transcription factor activity, RNA polymerase II-specific; RNA polymerase II cis-regulatory region sequence-specific DNA binding
Source: RefSeq, a predicted model, not a curated record